CAUUAGUGUUUCCGAAUGUGUUUGACGUCAACCAAUGACCUUUGUUGGGUCAUCGUUAUCGGCUUCACAGACACAAAGAAUGAACACAUUUCAUUCACGAAAUAAUCAACAAACUAUACUGGACCUAAUGGAUUCAUCAUGUACAAUUUGAAGACUGAAGAUAGAACUUUAAAUCUUUUAGCUUUUCACACAAAUACAUUGAGAAAUGGCGACAAAAUAUUGUUUCCAAAAACACAUUAUCCACGCUUUGUUCCUCGUCCUGCUGUCAUGGGCUCAAGUAGGAUCAGCCAAAGAACACGAGGAAUCUCACAACGAAACAGAACGAUAUAAGAUUUUAUCAUUUGAUUUUGAAAGAGUAGAGCUACCAUAUGUGAUAUGUUUGUGGAUAUUAAUUGUUGCUUUAGCCAAAAUAGCAUUCCAUUUGAAUCACAAGUUACCAACAAUCAUUCCUGAGAGUUGUCUCCUCAUAGUCUUAGGUCUCAUCAUCGGUGCUAUUCUACACUAUGGUAAAAUCACAAGUGCCAGCAGUUAUGUCAUCGAUGCAGACAUCUUUUUUAUUUACCUUCUUCCGCCAAUCAUAUUUGAUGCUGGAUAUUUUAUGCCAGUCAGAGCCUUCUUCGACAACAUUGGAACAAUAUUGUUACUAGCAGUAGUUAAUACCUGUAUUAGUGCAGGUCUGAUCGGUAUAUCUCUUUAUGGUGUUGCCUUAGCAGGAUGGGUUGGUCGUCCGAUGGGAAUCCUUAACUGUUUUAUAUUCAGUAGCUUGAUAUCUGCUGUUGAUCCAGUUGCAGUCCUGUCUGUGUUUGAAGAAAUCCAUGUCAAUCAGAUGCUUUACAUCAUAGUAUUUGGCGAGUCCCUGCUCAAUGAUGGAGUUACAGUGGUGCUGUAUCAUAUGAUGGAAGGUUUUAUAGAAAUUGGAGAACAAAAUAUAAUUCCUGUUGACGUAGCAACAGGCGUUGGGUCAUUCUUUAUAAUUGCCAUCGGUGGAUCACUCAUUGGAAUUUUCUUUGGUUUCUUUGGUGGAUUUAUAACCAAGUAUACAGAGCAUGUUAAAGUUAUAGAACCAUUGUUCGUCUUCAUCAUUGGAUAUCUCAUGUAUUUGACAUCAGAAAUGUGUCAUUGGUCAGGUAUUUUGGCGCUUUCAUUCGGAGGUAUUGUAUUGCGUCACUAUUUGGAGGCUAACGUUUCAAGAAAAACUAAAACCAGUAUUAAAUACUUCAUGAAGAUGUUAUCCAACAUAAGUGAAACAAUUAUUUUUAUGUUUCUCGGUCUUUCUACAUUGGGAGAAGAUUUGGAUUGGAAUUGGUCCUUCAUCUGCUUUUCCUUGUUGUUUUGUCUCAUAUUCAGGGUAUUAGGUGUGAUGGUGCUAUCAUGUAUACUUAAUUAUAGACGGUUGGUCAAACUGAAGCCGAUUGAUCAAUUUAUUAUGGCAUUUGGAGGACUUCGAGGAGGUAUCGCUUUCUGUCUUGCUUUGUCCCUUAAGGAAGAUCUGAUUCCGGAGAGGAAGUUGUUCAUUACCACUACAAUUGUAAUUGUAUUCUUUACAGUUUUUGUUCAGGGUAUAUUUAUCAAACCAGUAGUCAAUGCAUUAAAAAUAAAGAAACAGCUCGAGGACGAUCCAACACUUAACGAGAAAAUACAUGAAUCGUUAAUAGAUCAUUUAAUGGCUGGAUUGGAAGGUAUCACACAGAGUUCUGGUCAUAAUUACAUGAGAAUCAAAUUUCGUCAUUUAAAUCAUAAGUAUAUCAAGCCAAUAUUCGUAAAAGAUGUCACUACUGCCACCAAAGCUGAGAAAGUUUUACAUGUUUACCGUAAUAUUACUGAAGAACAUGCUCUGAAAAGAGCAGAGACUUAUCCAGAACUUGGUGGUCUGAGCAGAGCUGAAACUUUACCAGAAAUAAACGGUGGACAGAAAAUACCGUUAUUGACUGCAGCAUCUAGAAUUAAUGGUUACAAUCCUAAUACUGCUGCUGUAGGAACCGAUGACAUAUCUAAUGUCAGAGUGGUAGAGAACAAUAGUCUCUAUAACAUCUUAGAUAAAGGAAUGAUCAGACCUCGUAGAACAUUCAUACAUAAUAUUAAUGACAUCUCUGAUUCGGACACUGCCACACUUCCUAAACCAAUCAAACAACACCAGAUAGAUCCAGAAGAAUUCAGAAAAAGAGAACACGAAAAAUUUCGUACUGCAGCUGAAGUGAAUGACACCAAUGAAAAUAAGGAAUCUGAAAGUCACACUGCCAUGGUUACUGAACAACAACAAACUAUAGCAGCAAAGCAACAGGAAGUAAAAAGCAAACAAGAAACAGUAGAAAACAAUGAACAAGAAGAAACAGUAUCAACUGAUGAAACAGCAACAGAAACAGAAUUGCCAUGGAAACAGGAAGCUUCUCAGGUGCCUAGACCAUCUUUAUUUUCAUUAGUUUCGACUGAAGAUGAACCAGUGACUUCGGAGGCUCCUUCAUGGGUUGAUAAUCUAUCAUACAGUCAUUUGAAAGACUCAGGCUCACCUUAUGCGUCUCCUGAAGUCACAAUAAUUAAAGCACCUCCGGUUGAAAGAAAAAUUCCUGUUUUUGAAAUAUUUCCAAAUUUAAAUUAUGAAAAAGACGAAAAGAAACCAGAAGUUACAAUUCCUCCACCUUGGAGUCAAUUCUCUGAAAAUACAGAGGAAAUGCCAAUUUCAUCGCCAUCUAUUCAAAGUGGAGAUAAAUCUUGUAACUACCUCAUAUCUAACCACACUUCUGCUCCGCCUUCAUAUCAUGUGAUCAUCCCUUCCAUUCCAAUACUUAAUGGUUCAAUAUCUCAAAACAGUAGUGACCAUAAUGACCAUAAACCAUUGAAAUCACUGCCAGGCUCAGCGUCUGCUCCAGAUCUGCCAAAACACUGGCAGCCAUUAGAACCGUUGUCCAGGGACAGAAUUCAUUCUGAAUCAUUAUUACAAGAACUUGAUAGUGAAAGUGAGGCUAACAACCGAAUUCAUAGUUGGUUAACUGGUGCUACUGCUGAUGAAUAUGACAACGAAGAAUUUGAUGGUAUUAUAAUUAACCCUUAUGUGCCAGAUUUAGACAUUGAUAAUGAUAACGAUGCUGAUGUCAGUGAUAUUGAUGAUAAUAAUGAUAAUGAUGAUACUAAUGAUUUAUGAUGACAAGUUAAAUGUAGUCCAAAUUAUUUUCUGUUCAUAUUGAAUUAGUUUUGAAUUUGUCCAUUGUUAAACAAUGCAGUUUUUGUUUGAAUCGAUUUUUGUAACUGGAUUUGUCAUGUUUUUAUAAUUUUUUUGUUUUUGUUUUUGUUUUUUUUGUUAAAAUAAUGUAAGUUAAUAUUUUAUACAGUAAAAUGGUUGGAGAUCAAAUCAUUUGGUUUUCAAGAUUUUAAUUUAUGAAAAAAUAAGAUUUAUUUGAUAAGGCUAGGAUUAACUUUUCCUUCCUAAAGGUGCAAAUCAGUCAUGAUUCAAACAUAAAUUUAUGAAAAAAUAUAAAUAUAACAGAACAAAAUGUUUAACACUAAAUUUAAACCUUAACAAUAUGACCUAGUAAGUACAUAUGACCCUGAUUGCCUCCCCCUAUUUUUUGUAUCUAAACACUAGAAAGUGUAAAUUUCCAUUAUUUACACUAAAAUGAUUGAGAAAUAAUAAAUCCAUCCGAUAUUACUAGCAUGUCACAAAACGGAAGACAGGAAAUUCUGCUUUUCAAAGAUCAGAAAUGAGUAUAUCCUCUAAAUUUUUAGUCAUUUCUCAAUCAUGAACAGAUAUAUUUCUUUUCUAAGUUUUCUGUAAUUUAUAGAAAGUUUAUGUACUGCAAUAUUUUACUGGUAGUAAAUUGCCUGUGUCUUUCCAUUCUUUUUUUCAUUUUUUAUGGAAUAUGAUAUAUUUAUUAUGCAUUUUAAAUAUUAAACUUGACAUGACAAAAGUUUUAGUGAAUUAUUUAUGGUAUCAUUGUAAAGGAUUUACACAUGUAUCAAAGCAUAGUUAUUAUGUACACUUGAUGUUUAUGUGUAAUGUGUAUGUAUGCAUGACUAAAUAGCUUAUUCCUGGUCUUCCUAAUCUGAGGGGCAAUGACAAUUUUAUGAAGAAUAUCUUCCUAAUCGGAGAAGCAAAGACAAUUUUAUAAAAAGAACGAAGUAUUCAGUGUUUUUGCAACUUUCUAACAUAUCACUGAAACCGAACUUGAUUUUUGAAAUAUCUGAACAAAGACAUGACAUUAACUGACAUCCUAUCUAAAGUCAUUUGUACAUACACAUGUGUAUAAGGUAUAUGUGUUAAUGAACAAAUGUGUUGAUUUUCUGUCUCAUAGAAGUGUUUUAAAUUCUAGUCAGUCAAUUAUACAAAUAUUUUGAACAAAUUUGCAUGUAAGCCGUCAGUUUUCUAUAUUUAAAAUGUUUCUUAGAUUAUACAGACAUCAGCACCCUCAUUUCAUCAAUUUCAUAUAAGAUAUACAUACAUGUACAUGGAUUUUGAAUCAUUUUUUAUGGUACGAAUGUGGGGUUUUCAUUUUUCACAUCAUGCACAAAAAACACCUUUGAACAAGGGUUGGUAUUGGUUUGGAUUUUUAGUCCCCUACCGACGAAGUCAAAGGGGACUUUAGGUUUGCACUCUGUCCGUCUGUCUGUCUGUCCAUCUGUCUGUCUGUCUGUCUGUCUGUCUGUCUGUCUGUCUGUCUGUCUGUCUGUCUGUCUGUCUGUCUGUCUGUCUGUCCAUCUGUCCAUCUGUCAAUCCGGCAAAUCAGUUUUCCAGACUUUUUUUCUUCGUGCUUGAAGAUAUUGAUUUGAUAUUUGGUUCAUUGAUUUAUCAUGACAAGUUACAGGUCAAGUUUAAUUUUCACUAUUUUAGCUUUUCUCUUUGUUCAGUUAAAGCCCUUUCCCUAGAAUUAAAUUUUUGAUGAAAUACUUAUUAAUUAGUAGAUUUCUGUUCAAAGGGAAAUAACUCAUUUUUUAAAAGACUUUUAAAAGACAAAAUGGCAUUUUGGAUUUUUUUCCUUUUCUUCGGUAAAUUGUUUGAAGAAUUUAGUGGUAGGUUUGUUUGUCAUUCUUGAAGAUAUUGAUUUGAUAAUUAGUAUAUAGUUUUAUCAUGACAAGUUACAGAUCAAGUUGGAAUUUUGUGCAGAGUUAUGGUCUUUGGACAUAGAAAAUUCACUUAAAUAAUCAGUUUUCAACAGUUUUUUUCAUCAUGCUUGAAGAUUUGGAUUUGAUAUUUUUAUGUAGUUUACAUCAUGACAAGUUAUAGAUCAAGUUAGAAUUUUGUUCCAUUACAAUGAAUUUGUAACUGGUAGGGGACUAUGUAUUGCCAUGCAAUACUCACAGAAUGCUUGUUUAUGUCUGAUUGAAAGAUUGUUGUUUACAGAAGGUCACUGGCAAAGUUUUCAUAGAUAUUUAGCCUGUUACCUAGUUUAAAAUAUAUAAAACUAGUCAAAAUAUGGGGAGGGUGUGUCACAAUUUGGGAUCUUUUGACUACUUUUGAAAUGUACGAAGAGUUGGAAAGAAUAAGCAAAUUUAGCCAUUUUUAGUACUCACAAUGAGGCAGACUUUUCUUCAGCAUCUACUAAAGGGGCAUUUACCAUGUAUCUGCAAUCAUAAUUACUCUCUGGCACUGCCAGUAUUGUGAUGUUAACAGGAUAAAAGUACAGGGAAUCUCAUUAACUUGAAACUGUUUCAAAUAUCCUGGAUAUUAGAUUUGUAUUCCGUUUUCAAUUGUGUAUGGUUAUUGAUUUAUCUUUUUUUACACUAAUUUGGAGUUUCUUUUUUCCAACCUAGCCAUUUUCUUUCCAAAUAGAUAUAAGCACAAUGUUUUUAUACUUCAAAGCAAUUCACAGAUCUAUUUAUCAAUAUUAACUGUUAAGGCCAUAAAAAAGAAUAUGUUUGUAUGCCCUAUCCCUACCUUUCUAGAAAAUAUGUGCCUACUCAAAAAUCUUUUAUUGUCCUGAUGUGAAAAAGUUUUUUUUUUAAUCAGACAGGCAUGAAGACUAAAAAACAUCUGACACUUCAAUUUCUUUUUGCUGAAAAAAAGAAAAGAAAAUGCCUACCUUCCUACCCACUGUCUCUACCUUUGGGUAGGGUUUGGGCAAACCAAAAUAUUUUUAAGUGUGGCCUAAGAGAGAAUAUUAUUCAACAAAAAGUAGGAUAUUUAUUAUAGCUGUUUAGGAUGAUGAAUUAUUCUCUUUAGAUUUAUGUAUAGUUAUACAUAGUACAAUUGCCAAUGGCAGGUUUCUGUUAUUUUGGAAAAACUAAUUUUUGUUUUAUAUUGUAAACAUGUAAAUGAAAUCAUUUUAUAUAAAAUUGUGUGUUCUUCAGUCAUUAUGGUGGUUAUUUUAAUGUGCAAAUACUGCAUUUAUUGAAAAUUAGUUAUUUCUACAAAUUGUGCUUUCAAAAAUUUGUGUGAAGUUAUAUUUUGUUUUUCUUUCAUUGUUGCAGUUUAUUGUCAAACUUUUUGUGUUAUAUUGAUAAUUUCCUAAGUGUUAUUAAUAUAUCAUAUACAUGUAAUAACAAUUAUGCAUUCACUAUUUAUAUGAAUUACAUAAUAUGUGUACAUUUGUCCAAACUGCUUUGCAUAAAAGUAAUUAAAAUUGUAAUCUAUUAAAAUUGAAUUGAAAAAGAUUAUUUUGAAUGAGUUUAAAUGGAGCGUUUAAUAUGAUUAAUAUUGUAUUACAAUAUGAACUCAUUUUACAAGAUAGUUGCAUAUGAUUUUCCUUUCAAAGGGAGAUAAUUAAUUAUGUAAUUGUUAUUUUGUUGUAGUGUUAUUAAAUAUUGUAGUAUACAGAUUCAUAUAAUCAAGAAAUUUGAAUUAAAGGAGUCUAGAAUUUAAAUAUGCUUUUUUAAAAAAGAUGUAAUCAUGUUUUAAAUGUAUUUUCUUUGAAACAACAUUUUUGAAGAAAUUUUCUGAAAUGUGUCAAAUUUGUUUUCUGCUUUGCUUAAUUUGUUUGAGAAACAACAUUUUUUAUUGAAUGUUAUAUUAUUAUGAGUUUUUAAUAUUCUAAUAAUUUAAAUAGGUCCAUGGAAAUUCACAUGAUAUUAAGUUUUAUUAUUUUUAAAGUUGGUAAAUUUCUUUAAAACUCAGGUUAAUUUAGAUUAUUUAUAUCUGGAUGAAGAAUUCAUGUUAAAUUUCUGAACAAUGUUCAAACGAACAAAAGUAUAUGAUAUUGACCUUAUUCAAUGAAACAGUCUUUAUUUAUUCAAAUACUCAGGAAAAGUUGAAGAAUUAAGAAAAUCUUUAAGCAAAAAAAGAGAUAAAAAUAAUUCCAAAUUAUGAGUUUGUAUUUCAAGCAUAUUUCAAUGAAAAUAAUGCAAAAGUACAUAUACUCUUAGACCAUACAAAUUGAAUUUAUAGAUUUUCAUUACCAGCCAACCUUUUAUUUUAUCACUAAAUAGACAUAUAUUUCAGGAAUUAUGAUGUCAAAUUACAGAAAAUUGAGAUUUUCACCCUUUUAGGCAAUUGUUUUAUAGAAAUAGUAAGCCCUGCCUAAAUUUUUUCAUUGUUGCUUUUGCCAUUUAAAAGAAACACUGUUUAUCUAUUUAUUUUUAUCAAAAUUGUUAAAUUUCAAUAAGAAAAUGUUAAAAGAUAAAAAAAAAUUGCUUCCCUCCCUGCUGAAAAAAGUAUAAGGUUGGAUAUUACAUUUAAGAAUUGAUUUUUUCUGGUCCUAUUGAAUGAAAUACAUAAAUGAUGACACGAAAAAUCAAAUAAUUGUAAAUAAAACAAGAUGUGUACAAUCUGUGAUAACAUCGAAAAUUGGUUUUAUUAGUAUUUAUAUAAAAAGAUGUUGCUCAAUCUAUUGUUUUAUCAUGUCCAGUGUGAGUUUUUAUCUCUCAUCUAACAUGUGAUAGCAGUGAUUACAACUGUGUUUUGCACUGAGAUAUUUUAGAUUUACGGAUUUACAUACAUAUAUAUCCCAGCAAGCACAAAACAUUGAUGUAAUGUUGAAUCUUCAUUGACACCAGCAUUGAAUCAUUUUGUGCAUGCUGGGAUAGAAAAUAUCGGAAACUAAAUAACACUUGCUAUUUGUCGAUACAUUAUUCCAAACUUCUAUUUAUUUACUUGAUACUCAUUUCUUUGUUUUUGUCUUACUUAUUUCAGAAAACUUGAACAAAUCAUCAUGACCUAAACUUAUCACUAUAGUUACCAGUAAAUAUCAGACCGAUAUGUUUUUUGUGUGGUUGUGCACUACAAUUUACAUGUUGCUUAUUGGUGUUUAUUUUGAUUUUACAGUUAUGUAUAAUUUAUAAUUUAAAAAUCAUGCAAUAUUGAAUUAUUGUGUAUAUGUGAUAAUUUUUCAAUAAACAGUGAAAAACAAAA
Messenger RNA from Mytilus californianus (California mussel), 8275 nucleotides. Its product is annotated as probable Na(+)/H(+) antiporter nhx-9. Gene Ontology annotation, molecular function: sodium:proton antiporter activity. Gene Ontology annotation, cellular component: membrane. The transcript is spliced from 11 exons. The record is from RefSeq and is a predicted model, not a curated record. NCBI's taxonomy places the organism in Eukaryota, Metazoa, Mollusca, Bivalvia, Mytilida, Mytilidae. Bases 206 to 3139 code for a protein of 977 amino acids. Gene Ontology annotation, biological process: regulation of pH; sodium ion transport; proton transmembrane transport.